Messenger RNA from Paramacrobiotus metropolitanus, 1782 nucleotides. Its product is annotated as stomatin-like protein 2, mitochondrial. Gene Ontology annotation, cellular component: membrane. The record is from RefSeq and is a predicted model, not a curated record. NCBI's taxonomy places the organism in Eukaryota, Metazoa, Tardigrada, Eutardigrada, Parachela, Macrobiotidae.
GUCAUUUCCCAGAUUUCGGGAUGCUUUUCGCACUUUUCGUUUUCCUUUAUUUUUCUUACAGUUCGAUGACUGAUUGCUUAACAUACGAUUUUUUAACUUUUUAAAACAGUCUUAUCUCUCUGCACGGGUUUACGACAGACAAAUCCUAUCUCGAGUGCGGUAGUGUCGUUGAAUUUUUGUCCUUUUCUGGUGAAAUCAGAAACCCAAACUGCAAACAUCCUCGCACAUUCGCGAUAUUUGUCAGCCAUGGCCGCAGCCAUCGGUACACUGUUACGCCACGGUCGCGCGGCCGGAUCACUCUUCUCCCAGCGUUCUCACCUUCACCGCAGCGCUUUCCUCUCGCACUGGACACCUGCUCCCGUCGCAGCAUCUAACGCACUGCAGCAUGACUCAGCACGCGCGCCACUGCACUACGUUCCGCAGCGGUACACCAGCAGCACUCCCGUCAACACCGUCAUCAAAUUCGUCCCGCAGCAGGAAGCCUGGAUUGUGGAGCGUAUGGGGAAAUUCCACCGCGUCCUCGAACCGGGCUUGAACAUUCUGGCGCCGUUGAUCGACAGUAUUCGCUACGUGCAGACCCUGAAGGAGAUCGCCAUCGAAGUCCCGAAACAGCACGCCAUCACCAACGACAGUGUACCGUUGACGCUGGACGGCGUGCUGUUUGUGAAGAUUGUGGAUCCGUUGAAAGCAUCGUACGGUGUGGAGGAUCCGGAGUUCGCCAUUACGCAGCUGGCGCAGACGACGAUGCGCUCGGAACUGGGCAAAAUCAGUCUGGAUCAGGUGUUCCGUGAGCGCGAGUCGUUGAAUGCGCAUAUUGUGAUUGCCAUUAAUAAUGCCAGUGCGGCCUGGGGGAUCUCGUGUAUGCGCUAUGAAAUUCGGGACAUUCAUCUGCCGUCGAAUGUCCAGGAAGCCAUGCAGCUGCAGGUGGCGGCUGAGCGGAAGAAACGCGCCGCGAUCUUGGAAUCCGAAGGUAAACGAGAUUCUGAGAUCAAUAUAGCCGAGGGUAAGAAGCGCUCGCAGAUUCUAGCGUCGGAGGCCGUCACAGAGACCAUCAAUCACGCCGAAGGUGAAGCCCUGGCCAUCGUAGCCAAAGCUCGUGCGACGGGAUUAGCUAAUGUGGCGGAAGCUCUCCAGGAUUCCCAGGGACCGGAAGCGGCCGCGUUGUCCGUGGCGGAGCAGUACGUGGCGGCCUUCUCUAAUCUGGCCAAGGAGACCAACACGGUGGUGAUUCCCAGCAGCUCCAAUGAUGUCGCUUCCGCGGUCAGCCAGGCGAUGGCCAUUUACAAGGGUUUCUCCACGACGGCUGUGAACGCCGAUGCCCAAAAGGCAAAGAAAGCGGCGGAUGCUCAGAAUCUGGCGGAUGCUGUCCAUACUAGUCAACCGCUGCCGGAGACGGGAAGUGUUAAGAUGAAACUGAAGAAGGGCGAACGGAUGGUGUAGUGUUGCCUGGCUCUGCUGAGAAUUUCCAGUUUUUAUGAUGUGGUUUUUUAUGCAUCGUUGCUUGGAGGAUGUAUUUCGUAAACGGUAAAUCUGAUGGUUACUGCUUCAUUCGGUUCGGCUGACGAAAGAAGGUUUUUUAUAAUUAUUCCGUAACUAUUCAAAUUGUUUCUUUCUGAUUUGGACGUUGCAUUUCACGUAUAGUUCCGUAUAGUAAUGUGUCACGUAUAGUUCCGUUGGCACUAGUUUGACGACUGAAAUUGUGUUGCUUGACAACUCAAUUAAGUUUGUUAACUCCUAAAAAUAAAGAAAGGAUAAAUACUGUAGUGCCACGUAAAUGUAAAU